Messenger RNA from Aspergillus candidus, 566 nucleotides. Its product is annotated as mitochondrial 37S ribosomal protein uS14m. The coding region runs from base 31 to 372 and encodes 113 amino acids. Gene Ontology annotation, cellular component: mitochondrial small ribosomal subunit; ribosome. Gene Ontology annotation, molecular function: structural constituent of ribosome. Gene Ontology annotation, biological process: translation. The transcript is spliced from 3 exons. NCBI's taxonomy places the organism in Eukaryota, Fungi, Ascomycota, Eurotiomycetes, Eurotiales, Aspergillaceae. The record is from RefSeq and is a predicted model, not a curated record.
CUGUGACUUCAACAAUCAUCAGUGCCCACCAUGUCGAUGUUCAGGCCAAAGAAGAUGGAGCUGUCGGGGUUCGUGAACACCCUUGCUCUCCGCGAUUAUAGCAAGCGAAAGGCUUUCGAGAAGCACGAGCCCGAACGCCAAGCUCUGCGAUACGCCAUCCGCAACACCUCUCUCCCCCAGCGUGUUCGCGCCCAGGCCCAACUGCAGCUCUCCCAGAUGCACUGCUACACCCGACCUACCCAGAUCAAGAACCGCUGCGUCGCUGGUGGCAAAGCGCGAAGUGUUAUCCGGGCCUUCAGACUUGGCCGGUUCCAAUUCCGUAUGCAAGCGCUUGCUGGUGAAUUGCCCGGUGUGAAGAAGGCGAGCUGGUAAAUCGAAUGGACAAAGUUGGGAAAUUAUUAAAAAAAACCAAAGAAAGAAAAAAAAACCUGGGACUGUCUCUGGUGUCUAGACGCUUUAGGCGCUUUUACUGGCCUUUUGCACGGAUGGCGUUGUAUUCUAUAUUUCCUUAUGCUGAGAAAUGUACUAUAUUUGUGAAUAUCAUUGACGGUACUUAUACUGUUCUA